Colletotrichum navitas is the source of this 957-nucleotide messenger RNA. RefSeq names its product thiolase-like protein. Lineage: Eukaryota; Fungi; Ascomycota; Sordariomycetes; Glomerellales; Glomerellaceae. Gene Ontology annotation, biological process: fatty acid biosynthetic process; secondary metabolite biosynthetic process. Bases 15 to 791 code for a protein of 258 amino acids. The record is from RefSeq and is a predicted model, not a curated record. The transcript has a single exon. Gene Ontology annotation, molecular function: fatty acid synthase activity.
ACGGGACUGACAAGAUGGCAGCCGGAAUACCAAUGGCUCAGGUGGCCGGGUCCAAGACAUCAGUCUACUGCGCCAACUUUGCACGAGACCAGGAGACCAUUGUCCCUCGCGACCCCGAGUACCAGUCCCAGUACCAAUCCACGGCUACCGGCUACGCGCUGCUGUCCAACCGCAUCAGCCACUUCUGCCAUCUCAAGGGGCCCUCCCUGACGCCCGAGGCCAUCGGCAUCGUUUUGGACAACUCCAACUUUUUGUCAAAGGAUGGCCGCUGCUUUAGUUUUGAUCACCGCGCUAACGGCUACGGUCGUGGUGAGGGUUUCGGUUUUGUUUUGAUUAAGAAGCUGACUGAUGCUAUCCGCGAUGGCGACUGCAUCCGUGCCGUCAUCUGUGGCACGGGAACCAACCAGGACGGCCAGACGCCCAGCAUCACACAGCCCGGGCCGGACGCCCAGUGCGCCCUGAUCAGGGACACGUACGAGCGCGCCGGGCUGGGCUUCGAGCAGACCCAGUUCAUGGAGGCCCACGGCACCGGCACGUUGGUCGCUGACCCGAUCGAGGCCGGCGCGAUCGGGGAGACGUUCAGGCCGUCCAGGAAGGAGCCGUUGUACAUUGGCUCGGUCAAGUUCAACAUCGGACACCUGGAGGACGCCACUGGUCUUGCGGGCUUGAUCAAGAUCGUGCUGGCGCUGGAGAAGGGCGUCAUCCCUCCCAACGCCGAUUUCGAGAAGGUGAACCCGGCCCUGGAUCUCGAUGGCUUGAAGCUGAGGAUCCCCACCAAGGCGGUGCCGUGACCUGCCGAGGGUCUGAGGCGGGCGUCGGACAGCUCCUUUGGCUACGGUGGCUCGAACGCGCACGCCACCCUGGAUGAUGCGUACAACUUUCUUAAGGCGAGGGGGUUGGACGGCAUUCACAACGCGGUUGACAAUUGCCGGGAGCACCACCAUCUCGGGAACGGUC